Messenger RNA from Dicrocoelium dendriticum, 336 nucleotides. The record is from the annotation of a GenBank genome assembly. NCBI's taxonomy places the organism in Eukaryota, Metazoa, Platyhelminthes, Trematoda, Plagiorchiida, Dicrocoeliidae.
AUGCUCGACACCGUGACCAUAGGUGCCCUACUUGGCCAUAGCGAUCACGCGAUGUUGUUCUUUCGUCACAUCCGUUACUCGAAGCACAUCAGUGAGAACAACAUGGUAAUCUAUGUCACUUCACAUUUCGAUACCCUGUACAAUUUCUUUCAAGGAACGGACUGGUCCUUCCUGGCCGAGCAGCUGCCCGAUGUCACUUGGAUGAUGUUUGUCACCCAAUUUAGCAAGCUAGCGGCAAAUGCGUCAGAAAGCAAUGUCUAUCGUCCGAACCAAGUUAACUCGAUCCUGAAGAGCCGACAUCGAAAGUACACAGCCUUAAUUGAUUCAGCCUGGUGC